AUGGCUGAGACCUGCUCCAACAAACGUGCUUCAGUUGCUAUAGAUCCUGUCAAAGUUGAACUGCGUCCCAAGCCAAGACCACAUCCCAACGAGACCGAUGGAAGGACGACAACAAGUGUACCUAUAUCUCUACUCCAAGUCAGAUCGUCCAUUACUGACAAGUUCCCUUUAGCCAGAAUACAAGCAAUGAAGAAAAUUUCAGUCAUCUUUAGAAAUCCGCUUACGCUUGUCACAGGUAACGAAACGCACUUAACUUUUUCGCAAUUCACUUUGUACUGCCGUUCCCGAGAAGUCGCACACGAUACGACGUCACUCCAUCCACAGAGCAAUGGACAAGCGGAACGCUUUGUGGCACCAUCAAGUGAAGACGCCAAUUAG
This is a messenger RNA of Cooperia oncophora, 378 nucleotides long. NCBI's taxonomy places the organism in Eukaryota, Metazoa, Nematoda, Chromadorea, Rhabditida, Trichostrongylidae. The record is from the annotation of a GenBank genome assembly.